Molecule: messenger RNA, 927 nt
Organism: Entamoeba invadens IP1
Lineage: Eukaryota; Evosea; Mastigamoebida; Endamoebidae
Exons: 1
Coding region: 1-927 (308 amino acids)
Source: RefSeq, a predicted model, not a curated record
AUGGAAAUCAUCGCCAAAGAGGCACAAACCCUAUGUGAGAAGUUACUUACAGAGAACAUCAAAAAUGCGUCACAAAGUGAAUUUACCAAAUUUGAAGAUAACACCCAAUUAAGUUUUGAUAAAAGAUAUGAGAAAGCAGAAACACAAUAUGACAUUUUAGACGAGAAAGUAAAACGAUCGAAAAAACACCAAAAGACAAUUGAAGACUCUAUUUCUAUUUUUAAAUUAUUUAUAAAAACCCUUGAAAAUGAAAAUGCCAAAAUAUUACAACUUUAUGAAGAGCACAAUCGAGUGCUUGACAUUCUUGAGAAACUUGAGACGCAAAAGUGUCAAGACAAAAUUGAGAAAAUCAAACAAAUGAAAAUACAGACGUCUCAAAAGGCACAAGAAGCUUCAUCUCUUCAAGUCACUCCAAAUGGUGGCAACUGUUUCUUAACUUCACAAAUUGAAAGUUUGACAUCUAAAAAUGUGAAACAAGUCAUUUUCUAUGACACAGCUAAGAACAAAGAUAAGAUCAAAAAUUUCUUCUGCAACAGUGUUGUUGGAAAACAAAAUUUGUGUGUUGUAGUGGAAGACAAUUAUUCCAAUGUCUUUGGUGGUGUGUUCUAUGAAAAGGUGACGAAAGUGAAUGACUUCAUAUCAGACAAAAAUGCUUCUAUUUUCACAAUUAAAAGAAAUGGAGCGUACUCGGUGCAAAAAUUUGCAAUUGGACAAACAGAAGAAUGUUUCAAAAGAGCCUUUAUCGUUAAUUCAGACCGCCACCCAACGUGUUUUGCAUUUGGCAUUGGUUAUGAUAUUGGGGCGAUGAUUGUGGAUGGUGAAAUGGAAAUGUCUUUUACUCAAAAGUCAUACACUGCACCAUGUGGGUGUUUCAUUAGUGGAGAAAAGAGUAAACUGAAACAAAUUUGGGUGUUACAAUUAAUUUAA